This is a messenger RNA of Prunus armeniaca (apricot), 1695 nucleotides long. The record is from the annotation of a GenBank genome assembly. NCBI's taxonomy places the organism in Eukaryota, Viridiplantae, Streptophyta, Magnoliopsida, Rosales, Rosaceae.
AUGUUACCAAUCAAUCAUCCAUAUCGGAGGCAGCGUGCAGCUUUUAAUGGGAAACCUGAAUAUGGCACGCCUUCCGAGCCAUUAAACGGAGAAGAAGUGUUGCACAUUGUUGAAGAUAUUAAUUACAUAUGGGGCUCGAAAAAUGGGGGAAGUGUUGGUGAGAAUGAUGGUGACAGAGUUUGUUGGAAGAAGAAAUCAAAAUUCUUUGAUUUCGAGUAUUGGAAAUACCUUCAUGUGAGGCAUGUCCUAGAUGUUAUGCAUAUUGAGAAGGAUGUUUGCGAUAGUAUCAUUGGUACAUUGCUGGAGAUCCUUGGAAAAAAUAAAGAUGGGAUUGCUGCUUGGUUAGAUUUAUUGAACAUGGGGGUCAAAACUGAUUUGCAACCCGAGUAUAGACAAAGACGUACUCGCUUGCCUCCAGGGCCUUGGAAUUUUUCAAGAGCAGAGAAGAGAGCGGUUUGCAAUUCUUUCUAUGGUAUAAAGGUCCCUGAAGAUUCAAGACUUCUUGGACUUAAAUCUCAUGAUUGUCAUACCUUGAUGCAACAAUUGCUCCUUGUGGCAAUUCGUUCUGUUUUGGAGAAGCCUGCAAAGUAUGCAAUAACUCGAUUGUGCUUCUUCUUCAAUGCUAUGUGUGCAAAGACGGUGGAUGUUUCCAAGCUAGAUAAGUUGGAAGAAGAUGUAGUAGUUACUUUGUGUUUGCUUGAGAAGUACUUUCCCCCUUCAUUCUUUGAUAUCAUGGUUCAUCUAGUAGUACAUCUUGUCAGAGAAGUUCGUCUAUGUGGCCCAGUAUAUUUUAAAUGGAUGUAUCCGUUUGAAAGGUAUAUGAAAGUGCUAAAAGGGUAUGUUCAGAACCGUACUCGUCCAGAAGGUUGCAUUGCUGAGCGGUAUAUAGCUGAAGAUGCUGUAGAGUUUUCCACCAAGCAUUUAUUUGAAGUUAAUACAGUUGGAGUGCCUUCAAGCCAGAAGAUGGGAGUUUCGAAGCCAUUAUCAGGUUGCACAAUAAGCUUAGUUGAUCGGGACUUGGAACAUAUGAUCCACAUCAAGACCACUUAUCCAAAAUUUAGAAAGAGAACAAAGUGGCUGCAAGAUAAGCACAAUAGCACUUUCAUUCAAUGGCUCCACUUUAAAGUUCAAAGUAAACUUAAUGGGGAAGAGCAUAAUGGCGUAUCAGAAAAUUUGAGGUGGCUAGCAGCUGGUCCAAGCAUGGCAGUGCCAUCAUAUAGGAGUUAUCUUAUUAAUGGUGUUAAAUUUAACACCAAGGCACAAGAUGAUGUGCGAACUGUCCAAAAUAGUGGAGUUUAUUUACUUGCACAUACUAUGCAAGUUGCUAGUGCCAAGGAUAAAAACCCUAUUGUCUUUAAUAUGGAUAACACUUCGGGCCUUGUAUUCGACGAACUUGGAUUUACCCUUGUAGAUCUGAGUAAAAUUGGACAUAGGAAUGACCAAUUUGUUAUGGCUUCUCAAGUCAAACAAGUAUUUUAUGUUGACGACCCAAUGCAUCGUGGUUGGUCGGUAGUGUUAUCAAUGCCUAAUAGAGAAUAUAAUGAUGUUAUUGGUGAUGAUGUGCUAGGUGAUACUAGAAUUGAGUGUGAGCCAUUUACUAGAGGGAUAUCAAAUGUUGACACAUUUGAUGACCUAGUGGGUGAGUUUGGGAAUGAAAAUAUUAGAGAUGGGUGUGAAGAUAUAUGGAUUGAUUGA